AAUGAGCUGGUUCGUACAGAUGUCAUCAAGCUGUCAGUAGAAGGAGCAACGAUGCAGGGGCCAGAGGGGCUACAGCUGCAAACGCUUGGCUGCGGGACAUCAUUUGAUUUUCACAAAAAGAUAGAUUAUUUAUUUCUCGUUGGUACUGAAGAAGGGAAGAUCUAUAAGUGUUCAAAAUGCUAUUCAAGCCAGUUUUUGGAUGUGUUUGAAGCCCAUCACAUGGCUGUGGAUGCUGUCAGCUGGAAUCCCUACCAUAUGAAGGUCUUCAUUUCCUGCAGCUCUGACUGGACAGUCAAGAUCUGGGACCACACCAUCAAGACUCCAAUGUUUAUUUACGACCUGAAUUCUGCUGUUGGGGAUGUUGCCUGGUCUCCUUACUCCUCCACUGUCUUUGCUGCAGUCACCAAUGAUGGCAAGGCCCAUGUGUUCGAUCUGAGUGUUAAUAAGUAUGAAGCUAUAUGCACCCAAGUAGUGGUGGCCAAGAAGAAAAACAAGAUAACCCAUGUCCGCUUUAACCCUGUCUACCCUGUCGUCAUCAUUGGAGAUGACCGAGGCCAUGUUACCUGCCUGAAGCUUUCUCCCAACCUGCGCAGGAUGCCCAAG
Messenger RNA from Tinamus guttatus (white-throated tinamou), 603 nucleotides. Lineage: Eukaryota; Metazoa; Chordata; Aves; Tinamiformes; Tinamidae. The record is from RefSeq and is a predicted model, not a curated record.